UGUGGUGCAAGAACCAACAGAAGACAGUGUACGUUAUCAGAGAGGAUUAGUGGUCAAAACAGAGUUAGGAGCAGAACUUUAGGAACACAACUACCACUAUAAGGAUAAUACUCAAACACGGUCAGGACGACAGCUGGUGAAGUGUCACCUUUCUAUAACUGUCGAGGUGCUCGCAGAUGGAUUACGCUAUGAAGUCUCUCAGCCUUCUGACUCCGUCUUCCCUCUCCAAGUGUGUGACAGCCAGCGUCUCAGCCAGUGCUUCCAUGACCCAGCAGCUCCUGUCGGGUCGAGCUCCUCGGCCGAAGCCCUUCAGGGUCACAAAUGCUGACCGCAGUGUGAAGAAGGGCAUCAUGGCAGACACGCUUGAAGACCUGAUGAACAAGGUCAGCGACUCGUUGAGUGUACCGUGUGUCAGCGCACUGGUGCUGGAUGAAGAUGGCACAGGGGUGGACACAGAGGAGUUCUUCCAGACACAGCCCGAAAACACUGUCUUCAUGGUCCUGGAAAAGGGCCAGAAGUGGACCCCACAACCAAACAGCCCCUUCAGAGAUCAGCUCAGUGAGUGCAGGCACCGGACAGAUGUGGCCAAGGUGACGUUUGACCUCUACAAGAACAACCCCAAGGAUUUUAUUGGCUGCCUGAACAUGAAAGCAACCCUGUACGGUGUUUAUUCGGUGUCCUAUGACCUGCGCUGUUACGCUGCCAAAAAGAUGCUGAAGGAGGCUCUGCGAUGGACCAUCUUCUCCAUGCAGGCCACAGGCCACAUCCUGCUGGGCUCCUCCUGCUACAUUGAGCAGCUGCUGGAGGAGGAGGAGCGAGCAGAGAAGAGCCUGACGCUGCCACAGGAAAGCAGGAUCAGGCAGCUGCAGAACAUGCUGCUGGGAAAGAUAUCCCACUGACAAUGGACUGGAGCUGACGAUGGUGGAGCAAACACAUUGUCCAUUCUUAGAUUUGGGACACAACGUAGAUGUCACAGAUGAAACCGGUGAUCUCGACCUGUCCAUGUCAGUUUCCUGUGCAGUUUGCUGACGUGUCAGACAUUGCAUCGGCCUUUUCUCACAGUCACUUUCUUGCUCUGUUACAUUUCUUUGCUCCCUAAGUUUGUAGAAGCUGACACCACAAGCUAUUCCUCAGAAAGCACUUUUACUCACUAUUGUGUAACUUUUUCCUAUGGAGAUGAAUAAAUAAAACUAACACUUUUUUUUAUUUUCCCUGUUCCUGAAAGUCCAUUAAGUCUACAAUACAGUAGGUCUACAAGUGGGCUUAGAUGUGCAGUGUGAGUCCAUUAGCCUGGCUUUGUGUGUGUGUGUGUGGUUCCUGGUCAUAGUAAGUGUAUUUGGUAACAGGUCCAGCUGUCUCUCCCACGCUUCCCUAAUUGUCCCCUGGCCUGCACUGGCCUGUCAGCUGCAGCCUGCCUCUGCCUAAGUUAAAACCAGAGGAAGAGAACGAAGGAAGAGCAAGCAGCUGCAGGGGGCGAGGGGACGGAAGCAAACCACAAUACUGAGACAGAGAGAGAGAGAGAUGAUGGCUUCAGCUGGUUGCAAAAGUGCCACUUUUGCCAAUUUGUCUUGGAAGGUGGCAGCAAAAAGCUGAGAACAGAUUUGAACCAAAUUGGCUGCCUGAUAUUAUCCAGAAGAAUAUAAAUGUCUGUGGUAUAGAUUCAGUAGGUCAAGAGUCAGAGUAUCAACUCCCCUGUCUUAUCAUCUGCUGGUUUCUGCUAUUUUUCUCGAUGUUCUGUUUACAGAAAAUAUAGAAACACAGUCACAGGUGGUCAUCUGAUUCAGUUCAUGUUUACGUGAAAUACAAUAAAUACCCCACAUAAUAUCA
Messenger RNA from Siniperca chuatsi (mandarin fish), 1827 nucleotides. RefSeq names its product cell death inducing DFFA like effector c (gene cidec). Gene Ontology annotation, biological process: apoptotic process; regulation of apoptotic process. The transcript has 6 exons. The coding region runs from base 177 to 899 and encodes 240 amino acids. The record is from RefSeq and is a predicted model, not a curated record. Lineage: Eukaryota; Metazoa; Chordata; Actinopteri; Centrarchiformes; Sinipercidae.